AUGAGGACAGAAACCGGCGGUGGAUCGAAGAAAACCUUCAAGACGAUGAAGUUGGGGUUCCUAGGACUUGUYGGGAUGGUUGUUGCGUACUAUGUGCUUCUAUUUAUCUUUGGGAUCAAGUACUUGGAUCCUCAGUAUUAUGGGAGCUACUUCUAUGCUUGGAGAGUGAACUUUGCAGACAAGCUGAUGACGCAUGGAAGAUACAARCUCAUCAAGAAGAACGAGCACCCGGACACUGAGGACAGGAAGAGGUUUUAUAGGAUUUCGCAGGAUGAGUCUGGGCCGUAUCUGAUACGAUUUGACMGACCAGAGCAYUUUCCCCGUGGGCAUGAGCAUCAGUUCACGCUGAACUUCCCUGGAUACGAAGACUUUCUGAAGAUCCGGGAGAGGUUUAUUGUUGAGACGGAGGGCCUGGAAGAGGACAUGAAUCUGAGCCACUCUGAUCUGAUGGAGCGAAUGAAGAAGAAGAAGGAGGGAGGAGGAAUGUUUUUUGCAGACUACCGUGGGAAGUCCAUCAGUGAGAUGCAGAAGAUAUUGUUUCCAAACAACAACUCCGAGGGGAAUCCAUGGUUCACUGUAAGCAACAUACUUAUCAAGACCAUAUCGAGUAUUAUGUCCAGCGACGAGGAGAAGAGAAAGGGAUAUUUGUUUGAUGGAGAAAAGAUUGGAGACGACCUGAUGAAGAAUAUCAGAGAUGCGCUUGAGGCGCUUGAUGAGAGUGCUGGAGAUGGAGAUGUUCUACUUUCUGAGAAGAUAUCUGAUUCUGACAUCAACAAGUUCUUUAUCAACAACGGCAAGGUGUCUGCAACACCGUAUGAAACGUUUGCUUACUCAAGAGCAUACUAUCUGUUCAAUUUCUUGACUGCAGGAAUUGAGUUCAAGUCCCAAAAGCUUGCGGAGCUGAGGAGCGAGUCUUCUUCUGAUGACAACGAGUUCCGGGAGGCACGAAUGGACUACACAGCCAACCUGUUUGCCAGAAUAUUCUCCAGCAUAUAUCCUAACCAGCACAGAAAGGAUGUCAGCAGUAUUGGGACCCUUGAAAAGAUAAGGAACUACUACAGCCCAAAGAUGGUUGUUGAUGAGAAGAAGGAGGUAGAUGAGGCAGACCUUGAGCUCAUUCAGAAGAGCUUCUCAAAUCCAUUAAGAAAAGAAUGCAAUGGAUGUUGUAGCCCAAGCCAACAACAACCUUUACAGGGUUAUUGGUGUUAUAGAGUUGUUUACAUGUGUAGGGAUGAUGAAGAACUAAUAAAAUUUUGUUAUAAAUAUAUUCUUUUGGCAAGGGGGUAA
Molecule: messenger RNA, 1287 nt
Organism: Encephalitozoon romaleae SJ-2008
Lineage: Eukaryota; Fungi; Microsporidia; Unikaryonidae
Exons: 1
Coding region: 1-1287 (428 amino acids)
Source: RefSeq, a predicted model, not a curated record